AUGAGUCCAAAGGCCGGUAGAGGCACGGUUGAUAGUCAUAUCAAUAAUUUGCUGUUUUAUCUCCAUGGUGGUCUCACAGGGUCUCUGCUCACCCUUUCGUGCCUUUCCCACCGGGUUGUGUGCCAAGUGAUCAGCAAUGCUGACCCUGUCUGGGACAAUGGGACUUCGGAUAACUCCUGGGUAACUCAGCUGGAAACCAGUUAUGGAUUCUACAUUGGCCUGGGUUUGGCUGUCUUCUCCAGCUUCCUCAUCGGAAGCAGCGUCAUCCUCAAGAAGAAGGGGCUGCUACGGCUGGUGGAGAAGGGAGGCACCAGGGCAGGAGAUGGAGGCCACGGCUACCUAAAGGACUGGCUCUGGUGGGCUGGCUUGUUAACCAUGGGUGGAGGGGAAGCUGCCAACUUUGCUGCAUAUGCCUUCGCUCCUGCAACGAUUGUUACGCCUCUGGGGGCUCUGAGCGUUCUCAUAAGUGCCAUCCUGUCUUCAUAUUUGCUUGGAGAACGGCUCAACCUGUUGGGAAAGCUGGGCUGUAUGCUGAGCCUUGUGGGCAGCACCGUGAUGGUGAUACAUGCCCCAGAGGACGAGGAGGUCACCACUCUGGAUGAAAUGUCUUCUAAGCUGAAAGAACCAGGUUUCCUUGCUUAUGCUGCGAUCCUCUUGGCUGUCUGCUUCCUCCUGAUCUUCUACUUCGCACCCCGCUAUGGCCAGAGCAACAUCCUCAUCUACCUCACCAUCUGCUCUGUUAUUGGUGCCUUCUCCGUGUCCUCAGUCAAGGGCCUGGGUAUUGCCAUCAAGGGCUUCUUUGCUGGCCAGCCUGUGCUUCAGCACCCACUGACGUGGAUCCUAGUCAUCACGCUGGUGGCGUCCAUCACUACACAAAUUAACUACCUCAAUAAGUCUCUAGACAUUUUCAACACAUCUUUGGUGUUUCCCAUCUACUAUGUGCUGUUCACUACCAUCGUCAUCACAACUUCAGUUAUCCUCUUUAAGGAGUGGGUCACCAUGACUGUAGUUGACAUCAUUGGGACAGUUUGUGGCUUCCUCACCAUCAUUUUGGGAGUGUUUUUACUCCAUGCCUUCAAAGACAUGGAUGUCAGUUUAGGGAAUCUACCACAGGUUCUCCAGAGUGGACAGCAAGAGCCAGUCACCCGAGACGACAAGAACAUCCUGAUAGAGGUGGACAACUCCAGCAUCGCCCCAGAGGAUAAACCCAAAGUAUUCAUGAUCUACACCUAG
Nestor notabilis (Kea) is the source of this 1233-nucleotide messenger RNA. RefSeq names its product magnesium transporter NIPA2-like. The coding region runs from base 1 to 1233 and encodes 410 amino acids. Gene Ontology annotation, cellular component: membrane. Gene Ontology annotation, biological process: magnesium ion transport. NCBI's taxonomy places the organism in Eukaryota, Metazoa, Chordata, Aves, Psittaciformes, Psittacidae. The record is from RefSeq and is a predicted model, not a curated record. Gene Ontology annotation, molecular function: magnesium ion transmembrane transporter activity. The transcript has 5 exons.